AUGAUAGAAGAAGCGCCCUCUCCUGUCCUGCAGGAUGCAUCCACCGACUCCAAAUCGCACGACGUCGAAGACAUUGUCGAAGAGACUGCAGAUCAACGAGUAUUGACAAAACUCGGGUACAAGCCUGUGCUUCACAGAACCUUCAACUUGUUUCACAACUUUUCGACGACCUUUGCCGCUCUUUACUUUAUCGGCGGUGUUCGAGUAACCUUUUCAACCGGCAUUGCUGCCGGCGGCAAUCUCGCCUACUGGACAAGCUUCAUAGUCACCUGCGUCUUCACAUUCAUCAGCGCUGCCGUCAUUGCCGAAAUCUGCUCAUCGCUGCCGCUUGCUGGGUCAAUCUACCUCUGGGCGGCUGAAGCAGGCGGGCCGAAAUACGGAAGGCUCUUUGGCUAUGUCGUGGCGUGGUGGAGCACAACUGCCUGGACGACAUUCUGUGCGAGCAACACGCAAGGUGCUGUCAACUACAUGCUGUCUGAAACUGUCGUCUUCAAUCUCGACUUCCCUUCAGACCCCUCAGACGUCAAAUUCCGUGCCGUGCAAUGGAUCUGCACCGAAGUUCUGCUCGCCUUGGCAGCGUUAUGGAAUCUUCUUCCUCCAAAAUAUUUCAAAUGGAUCUUCUAUCUCUCAACCGGCUCCGUCAUCCUCGACUUCCUCCUAAACAUGAUUUGGCUCCCCAUCGGCACGGCCCAGACCAUUGGCUUCCGCUCUGCCCACGAUGCCUUCAUGACCACGUACAAUGGCACCGGCGCCUCUCCCGGCUGGAACUGGUGCCUCUCUUACCUUGCAACGGCCGGCAUCCUCAUCGGCUUUGACGCAUCGGGCCAUGUCGCCGAAGAAACGCGCAACGCCAGCGUAACUGCGGCCCGAGGUAUCUUCUGGAGCACCGUAGUCAGCGGGAUUGGAGGCUUUGUCGUCGUUAUCCUCUUUCUUUUCUGCACUCCUGACCCAGACACCCUCUUCUCCUACGGCAGCGUUCAGCCAUUUGUGCCUCUAUAUGCUGUCCUCCUGGGUAAGGGCGGCCACAUUGUGAUGAAUGUAGUCUGCAUUGUCGCCUUGUGGUUUAACACUGCCAUCGCCAUCCUCGCCGCCUCACGCCUCGUCUUCGCCGUAGCCCGAGACGGAGUCCUGCCCUGGUCCUCGUGGGUUUCUCGAGUCGUCGACGGCCAGCCUCGCAACGCCGUCAUCGUCGUCUGGGUCGUCUCAUCCAUCAUCACCUGCACCAUCCUGCCCUCCUCCGUGGCCUUUACAUCGCUCGUAUCGGCCGCAGGUGUUCCCUCGGCCGCAGCCUACGGGCUCAUCUGCAUUGGCCGGCUCUUCUUUACGCCAAAGACCUUCCCCAAGCCUGCCUGGAGCCUGGGCCGUUGGAGCAAGCCCUUUCAGGCGAUUUCCGUCCUGUGGAACGGAUGGGUGGUCGCGGUACUCUACUCGCCAUAUGAAUUCCCCGUUACAGGCUCUACACUCAACUACGCACCGGUGAUUAUGGGUGCUGUGACAAUCUUUGCGCUGCUUUCCUGGUGGUGGAUCCCGGAAGACAGAUGGCUGCCGAGCCAGCGGAUAAAGGAGCAGCUCCUGGCAGGAGAGUCUGCGGACGAAGAGUGAUUUAUUGGAAUGGGAGCAACGGAAGUGGCUUGGUGCACGUCUCAUAUCGAUACCCAGUAUAAUACAACUCUUUAGUUGAAAGACGAAGAAAACGAUCACUGUGUAUGUCAUUUACUUGCAAUCUUGUAUGAUUUAAUGCCUAGACCAGUCUACGUCAACUGGUUGAAAUGUCGACUAGCUCUUUACAAAUCUUCAAGAACAUGGCCCGUAAUCUUUGCAAUAAUUGAUGUCAUAUUUUGAUAACCACCACCAUCACUAAUACUUUUCUUUCGCCAUCUGGAUAUCUCAACCAUCACCGAUAUCAAUGCCAUGCUAUGCAAAUCAUUUUAUUUCAUGCCGAGUCCCGGCCCCCAAAACGCCAAACGUCCCUUUGCUCUUAAAAAAAAGACACCAAAGAGAAAAGAAAAAGGUAUCACAAAAGGAAACAAAAAAAAAAAAACGACAUCAGAACAAGCAGCUCAAGCCCACCAGUCACCCUGGUCGCGCAUGGCCUCGGCGACCUUGACGAAGCCGGCAAUGUUGCUGCCGGCCACCAAGCUGGGCAGCUCGCCGUCCUUGGAGGCAACGUACUUUUGCGCCGUCUCGAGGCCGGCCAGGAACGCGCUCUUCAUGAUGCACUUGAGCUUGUCGUCGACCUCCUUCUCGGUCCAGGUGAGGCGCUGGCUGUUCUGGGCCAUCUCGAGGCCCGAGACGGCGACGCCGCCGCAGUUGGCGGCCUUGCCGGGGGCGUACCAGACGGACUUGGCGCCCUUUUCCUUGCGCUGGGCCUCGAACAGGUCGAUGGCCUCCUGCGUGCAGCCCAUGUUGGAGCCCUCGGCGACGACCAGCACGCCGUUGGCCACGAGCGUCUCGGCCUCGGCGCGGUUGAUCUCGUUCUGCGUCGCCGACGGCAGCGCCACGUCCACCUUGCCGACGUGGACCCAGGGCCGGGCGCCGUGGAAGUACUUGAACUUGUCGGCGUAGUGGAAGUCGGUCAGGGGCCGGCGCUGGGCCUUGAGGUCGGCGAUGGCGGCGACGUGCGCGGGCGUGAAGGCGCCGUCGUCGGGGGCCACCAGCGAGCCCUUGGAGUCGGACAGCGACACGACGGUGGCGCCCAGCUCGAUGCACUUGAGCGCCGCGUACUGGGCCACGUUGCCCGAGCCCGAGAUGGCCACGCGCUUGCCGGCGAGGCUGCCCUGGCCGGCGUGCUGCAGCAUGUGCUCGACGUAGUACACCAGGCCGUAGCCCGUGGCCUCGGGGCGGAUCAGGCUGCCGGCCCAGCCCAGGCCCUUGCCCGUCAGCACGCCCUCGAAGCGGUUGCGCGCCUGGCGAUAGGCGCCGAACAUGUAGCCAAUCUCGCGGCCCGACACGCCAAUGUCGCCGGCCGGCACGUCGGUGUCGGCGCCGAUGUGGCGCGACAGCUCGCGCAUAAAGGCCUGGCAGAAGCGCCGGAUCUCGUUGUCCGACUUGCCCUUGGGGUCGAAGUCGGAGCCUCCCUUGCCACCGCCCAUGCUGA
Trichoderma atroviride IMI 206040 is the source of this 3097-nucleotide messenger RNA. RefSeq lists its product as uncharacterized. The record is from RefSeq and is a predicted model, not a curated record. Gene Ontology annotation, cellular component: membrane. Gene Ontology annotation, biological process: transmembrane transport. NCBI's taxonomy places the organism in Eukaryota, Fungi, Ascomycota, Sordariomycetes, Hypocreales, Hypocreaceae. Gene Ontology annotation, molecular function: transmembrane transporter activity.